Musca vetustissima is the source of this 7332-nucleotide messenger RNA. RefSeq lists its product as uncharacterized. The transcript has 9 exons. Bases 1 to 7329 code for a protein of 2442 amino acids. Lineage: Eukaryota; Metazoa; Arthropoda; Insecta; Diptera; Muscidae. Gene Ontology annotation, biological process: transposable element silencing; germ-line stem cell division. Gene Ontology annotation, molecular function: nucleic acid binding; ATP binding. The record is from RefSeq and is a predicted model, not a curated record.
AUGGACACAACGAAUAUUGAAAAUGGUGACCAUACGGUUGCUAUAACCCAUUUCAUUAAUCCUCACCUUUUUUGGUAUCGUAAAAUUGGCGGACCAGAUGACAAUUUUCAUGCCCUGUCCACAAUGGAGGAGAGACUUCAAAUUCUCUAUCGCGGUAAACCGGCCACAGACCGUUGUCGCCUUGUCGUGGGCGAUAUAGUCGCCGUGAAUUUCGUCGUCUGGAAUAAAUACAUACGCGCUGAAAUUUUACAAAUUGCCGAACUGCAACAAGAAGAGUAUAUCGUGUGGGCCAUAGACUACGGUUUUCCGUUGCUAACCAAACGUCAGCAUUUACGUUAUUUACCUGAGGCCUUGGCCAAUCGAAUCGGUCAUGUAUAUCGUGGCGGCGUGGCCAAUAUACAACCAGCUGUGCUGGAAUAUGAUCAUAUCCAAAGUAAUAUUGUUCUGGCAAAACAGGAUGAAUGGAUACAGCGGUCGUGUGAUAUGAUGGAAAAACUAUUAUCCGAUGCUUCGUGCAUUGUUUUUGUUGAUCAGUUUCAAACGGCCGACGAUCACCAUUGGGGCGAUCUAUUUAUAACCAAUCACAAAGGCAACAAAUUUAAUGCUCACUCCUAUUUACAAGCGGCCAAAUUUGCCAUCGAUGUGGACCCGCAACUAUUCCCUAAAAUGUGUGUCAAAUUGAAGACAACCAAUAUUGCCCCUUGGCUAUCGAAUAAUCGCAAUACGAAAUUCAAAAUCAAUUCUAUUAAACACAACAUGGCUGAGCAUAAUAAUAAAAUGACUUCGGCCAUUAUUGAUGAAUGUGCCAAACGUAAGGUUGAAGAUUGGUGUGCCCGAAAUGCCAUGGCUCAACAUGCUGCUGCUGAUAUUGCUUCGUCCUCGGAAAAUUUAGAAUCUUCUGGAACCGAGAGUGGUCACGAUCAUCACAUUGAUGAUAUAACAUUUGAUGAUUCUGUAUCCGUGGUGCAUGAAAAGAAUAGAAAGGAUUCCAAAUAUCCAGCUCAACAUCAUCAUCAUCAUGAACAUAAACGUAAGGAAGAUCCCGAUGAACUACCGCUUAACUAUUUAGGCAAAGCGGGUAAAUUAACUAAAAUCAAACAGCAAAAAUAUUCGAAACAAAAUUUACCACCACGAGCCCAAUCAACUGCAUUUAAUAUGAACACGCAAGAUCAGGGUGAUGAUAAUGACAUGUUUCAGCUGAAUCCCCCGAAGCCAAAAGUUUCCAUGCCGGCGGCACCAACCAUAAUUUCUACCACAUCGACGAAUUCCACAAAUGUUUCCUCUCGUAUACGUAAAUUGGCGGAUGUACGUCUGGAACAGGCCAGAAAACAGCAGCAGCAACAACGUCAGAAACAAAAUCCACGUGAUUUGGUAAAUUCUAAUGCCGGAACCACUUCUGUUGUAUCAGCCGGUGGAGGUGGUAGCACCGAUGGCGAUAGUAUAAUUUCAAUGCGCCAGCAACGUUUAAUUGAUUUACGUAAAAAAUAUUCGCAAAAAGAUCGAGAAUCUAAAUCAUUUUCCGAUGAGACAUAUAAUGUUACUUCAAAUGUCCCUGCUGCUGCUGCUCAAGUGAAUUUGCCUUCAGGUGGCACACGUACUCCGAUUAGUUCCCGCACCCAACGUUUACUUGGCAUGCGACAGAAGUAUCAACUGCACGAUACAACACCACAUUCCAUAGAAAGUCCAUCAACCCUUAAUCCAUAUGAACGGUUGGAGCAAUCUACAGCCACCGGCAUUGAUGAUUCCAAUUUCGAUAAAACACAAGAUACUCAGGAUUCGUCGGUGGGAAAUAAUUGUAGCAAACAAUUCAGUGAAAUGGGACGUAAAUUGUUAUCAUCUACAAUUAGUAGCGCCACCGAUAACUCAUUGAUUGGGGCAAUGUCUAGCUUCAAGAUUAAUGAAAAUCCAACCAAAGAAGAAACAAGAAAUACUUUUGAUAUAUUCAAGGCAAUUGAUUUUGAAACUAAACCAAAGAAUUCUGUAAAUAGUAGUGACAAGGAAUCUCAAAGUGCCUAUGAUGGUUUGACAUUAGUACCGGCCGGUUUUGAUAUAACACGUUUACAAAAAUAUCGUGAUGAAGAAAAUCACUGGCAUCGUAAAAAGACAACACGCCAUGAAAAUUUGCCGCAUGAUGACCAGACUGCUGUAUCAUCAUCGGAAGAAUUUUUAAUACCCAAUGAUGGCAGGAGUACAAAACAUGAUGAAAGUGGUUCCUCAUCUGAUUUCUUUCAAAUAAAACCACCAGCUAUAAAACAGAAACACAAUUCAAAACGUCUAGCUCCUCGCCCACUGGCUGGUAUGCAACGUAAAGAAAACGAAAAUCCAAAUGUAGAUGGCAGCAUUAAAACUAUCCUUGAUCAAUCUAUACCCAGUAUACCUGAUACCGAUAAUGUAAUACAACCACUUAAAUACUCUUCUCAGCAACGGGAAGUGAAAGUUCCGAAAAUAAAGAAUAGCUUUAACAAAGCGGCGGCCACCUAUGAUGUCAAUAAUUAUAGCAGUGAAAUUUCGACUUCCUCCACAACAAACUCAACGCCAAAUAGUGAAAAACAUUUACAGCGAAAACAUCAUCAGCAUCGACAAUUGAAAUCUCCAUCAAUGCAAAUUUCCAAAAUUGAUGAAAUUUUACAACAACAUCUGCUGGAAAAGGAACGUGGUAAUACAAAUAUUCUAGAUUUAAAGAAUAGCAUAACCAGCCCACAACGAUCUCAAACAUCUGCUGUAUCAUACACACGAAUAGAACGAACGCCACAUAACAACAAUUCGCUAUCAUCAAAUGAUUUCACGGAUAGCGAGACACGUUCCAAAUCAUCUACCAAUAGCGAUGAGAAAAUUCUCCUACCAGCCGGAAAAUCACCAGAAAAUAAACAUAUGAAAAAUAUGUACAACUAUAAUACUCUUUUGGAAGUGAAACGUACCGAACAUCUGCCCAUAAUCGAGGGUGAAAUUGCAAUGCAAACCAAAUUCAUUGAUCAUUUGGUAUUGGCCCAUUCCAGUGUACCAUUGGAACCAAUAGAAAAUGUGACAGAGGCCCCAUUUCUGCCAGAGAUUUAUGAAGAAAUGCGAAAUAUGCGCGUCAACAAGGUCUAUCGCAUUCAGGUGUACUCGUGGUCUCAUGUCUUGCGGGGUAACUCAUUGUUUGUGGUAAAUCCGGCAAGAAGUGGUAAAACAUGGUCAUAUCUACCGGCACUGUGUAGCUUAGUCUGUUGUCGUUAUCAACGUGUCAAAGAGUCAUAUGGUCCAGUUGCCAUCAUUUUGGUGGCCUCUUCGAAACAUGUUGAAUCGGUUAACGGUUAUUGUCGUCGUUUAAUGAGCGGCCUCAAAGCCGACGCCCCCAGUUGUGUACCCUCAUAUGGUAUGCGUAAUUUUAUCGAUACCAAGGUGCAAUUGCUCAAUGGGUGUGGUAUAUUAAUCACAACACCUUCAUCCCUGUUGCGGCUGUUGCGUGAUAAUGCCAAUGAACCUCUAUUUGACAGUGAACGCCUACAACAUAUUGUCAUUGAUGAUAUGGAUAUUAUGUUAUCACGUUCCCAUGAAGAUUUUGAGUCUGCUGUUCGUAUUGUUUUUAAAUUGUCGAAAAAAUCGAAAAUUAAAACGUUGCAGCCACAAUUGAUUGUUACAUCGCGGGAUUGGGAUGGUGUUAUGAUACGUUUAAUACGUAAAUCAAAUCAACCCUUGCUGUUGAUUGGUGACUUCUUAGAGGCAGCUGUCUAUGGACGAGCUGCACUAUCGGUGAAAUUGAAAUCUAGUCAGGAGAAAAAUGAUACCAUUUUACGUUUCAUAAAGAAAUGCACGGAAAGUCUACAGGGAGAUUUGGAACAUGGCCGUAUGCUUAUUAUGUGCAAUAGUGAUGAAGAUGUACGCAAUGUUGUGCAAUUUAUUACGGAGUGUGGUUAUCCUUGUUUGCCCUAUUAUAAUCGUUCAACCGAUAGCGAACAAGCCACCGUGGAUGAAUGGAAGAAGAAAGUUUCCUCACAAAUUCUCGUCUGCACCGAUGCCCGAUUUCCCGAAUUGAAAAUACAAAAUGUCUACAAUUUAAUACACUAUUCAAUGCCAACAUCAUGGACACAAUUUACAACACGUUUCUCAGCAUUGGCACAAACCUAUGAUAAUUUUGUAUCAAAAAAAUUCGAAGAACAACCGCCACAGCCACUAAUAGCCGCUACAUCGCCACGAUCACUAGAUGCGACCUCUUCGGCCCACUCAAUGAUAUUACUAGACGAAGAUAAUAGUUUACAGCUACCGCGUUUAGUUGACUUUUUACGUAAACAUAAUCAAUCGGUACAUUCGGACAUAUUGGCUGUGUCGAAACGUGUUCUUAUCGAACGUGAGGAAUCACGCUUGUGUAAGGGAAUUUUGCUAUGUCCUCAGCUACUCGAAUUUGGCGAAUGUGAUGAUACACGCUGUGAUAAACGUCAUGAAUUGACACGUUUCGAUAUAAUUGAUGAUCGUGAUGAUAUACCAUCAGAUGGUGAAUUGAGAAUACAUAUUUUAAAGGUAUUUUCCCCCACCCACUAUGCUGCUCGCCUUUUACUACACAAAGCACCUAACUCGACACAAUGGCAGGAAAUUCGUCGCUCUGGGGAAAAUUUAACAUAUUCUGUACAAAUGGAUCAGCAUUAUCGUAACGAAGAUAAUCUAUCGCUACAUUGGCCACCAUACAUCAAUGAUUUGUGUAUGUACAAAUAUGGUGAUAAUUUCCGUAGAGCUCGCAUCCUUGAAGCUCCCGAUUUGGCUGGUAAAAACCUUAAUAUUGUCCAGGCCAAUUUAAAAGUUACCCUAAAAUUAGUCGAUGUUGGAAUUGUGAUAAAUUCCGUCAAAUGUAGUGAACUAUUCAUUUGUGAUGAAAAAUUCAAAGAAUUCCCCUAUCAAGCCAUCGAUAUUCGACUUAUGAAUGUGGUGCCAUUCGAUAAUGAACGUACCUGGGAUUCGAAAACAACGAAGCAGGUACAAAAUUGGAUUAUGGAUGAAAUCAAAGCAAAUCAUGUGGUCCAGGUGGGUGUGACAUUUGCCUUUGCCCAAACCAUAUGGGUUAACAAUUUGGUGGUAAUGGAAAAGUUGUCGACCCUUGGCACCUAUAGGCCAUAUGUUAAUUUGAAGUUGUCGCUAUUAAAACGAAACUUUGCCUUGGCCAGUAAAGGAGGUGAACGAAAACAUGUACGUGAUAUUGCCAUGGAAUAUGGUUUAUUAAAGACCAAUGCCAGCAGUGUCAUGAUGAGCUGUGAGGCUACCAAUCUUAUUGAUACCACCCUGGAAGAUUACGAGUCGUGUCAUAGUGAUUUAAUAAAAUUCUCAUCCUCCACGGGGGAUGCUAUGACAAAUACCAGUAUUGAUUCGGUAACAAAUGAUUCUCUAACAAAACAAGAGAAAGAGAUGGGAAGCAGCGGCGGCGGAGGAAUUGCGAAAGAAAAUCAAAAUUACAACCAAAAUUUGUAUAAAAAGAAAGAGGAAAGCAGCAGUGUGUCGAAGGGGAAUCAAAAUGAGAAGCUGAGUUUGGAUACAAAGGAGUAUAAGGCCACAAAAAGUGCAACAAAGGAAUCGUUUGACAACGAAGAAAAUUGGGAUGAGUUACAAUGCGAGGACCCAAUUGAGGGCAAAGAACGUGGAGAGAUUUAUUUACCCCUAACAACUCCAUCCACCAACAAUCAGAAUGAACACAAAGCGAAAGGAGAGGAGCUUUGGUCCCAGUUGCCAUUAAAUGAUCUGACCAAAGUCGAAAUUGGUGACGAAAGUGAAAAUGGCAAUUGGGAAAAUAUUUUCCUACAAAUCAUCGAUAAAAAGCAUAUGGCCAUGUUUGAUGACCUCAACGAAUUAAUCAAUCGUCAUGUGGCCAAUUUAAAGACCAUAGCCGAAAAGGAGCCCCCCAAGCGUAUUUACGAUUUUGAACCACUACACAAUUGUAUUGUCAAAUAUGAUAAUAUGUAUUUGAGAGCCAAGGUCCAUGGCGUAUUUGGUAAUAGUGUUAAAAAACGACUAUAUCGAUUUUUCCUUUGUGACUAUGCCUGUUUUACCAAUGCCAAAUCCAGUGAACUUUAUAAUGAUUUUCUAUAUGAAACCACCGAAGAAAUUGUCCAGUUUAUACCCUAUCAGGCUGUGCACUGUACAUUGGCUGGCAUACAAAUGGAUCGUUUUGCCAAGCGAUAUAAAGUUACCAAAGAAUAUCUGUAUGCAUGUGCAGUGGAGCAAAGAUCGGCGGAGGAAAAACAGUCAUUAAGUUUAAAUAAUCUUCCGAUUUAUUCGUACAAAAUCCUUUUGUAUGAAUGUGAAAAAUCGGGUGAUUUUCGGCAUGCUGAAAUGUUUAAUCGCACCCUUGUCGACAAGGGUAUAACCUCAGUGGAUGAGGAUAAUAAACAUUAUUUAAAAUAUAAAUUAUGUUUAGACGAUGAUGAUGAUAAUUCCAGUGAGGAUGUUAAAGCUCAACAGCCAGCAUCUGGCAUUGUUCAAAUGAAUUCUUCUACCAGUGGAAGUGAUAUUAGUGAUGUUUAUACAUUCGAACAAUUAUUGGAGUGUAUUGAAAAAUCUCAUGAAUUAGAUAAACUUGAUAAUAAUUUAUUGGAUGAGGCCAAAACAGUGAUUGAAGAAAUCAAAGAAAACACUAAAGAAGAGGAGGCGGGUAAGAAAAAUAAAGUAAAAAAUAUAACAGAGCAAACCCCAAAUGAAUUAACCAAGAAAUCUGAAAUCACCAAGAAAUUGCCAAAUUAUGACGACGAUGAAGACCAUUGUACAACAACUGAAGACGAUUCGGAUAAUAAGAAAUCAUCCUCGAUUUCCAUUAGCUCAUCAAAUGAUGAUGGUUCCUACAUUGUAACCCCACCGCCAAUAUUAAAAGCCCUCUAUAAACGCCCAAUGACAACAUGGUAUGAAACCGAUUGCUUAAUUAUCAUAUCAAUAUAUGCCCCUGACAUUACCGAAUACAACUUGGAAAUAACACAAAAAUCGGUAUUUUUCAACACCAUUAUACAAGACGAAGAAUAUGUUGUAUUCCUCAACUUACUCGGCUCAAUUGAUCCCCAACAAGUAUCGCAUGAAAUUAAGGGCUUAAAUGUCAUAAUACGUUUAGUUAAAAAUGUAUUUGUAACAUGGCCCCGUCUACUCCAAGAAUCCACGAAAUAUUCUUGGUUAAAAUUUAAUUACAAUGCAAUUGCUGGAUCGGAAUUGGAGCACAUAAUGCCGCAGCAACGUUUACAGGCGAUAUUAGAGAAUGCACCAAAUAUUGAUGAAUCUCGCAUAUUCGAUGAACUAGAUUCGGAUGACAGUGAAAAAGAUCGCUAUCAAACGUUUAAUCCCAUCGAUACAAAUGCCGACGAUUAUGAUCCUUUUUCAAUCUAAAAA